AACAUACAACAAAUUAUCUUCUUCAUAAAAGACUAGACUUUAAUUUAUCCGACAACAACAAAACUCUCUCUCUCUCUCUCUCUUUGCUGUACUUGUUCAAUGGCAAACCAAAAUCAUGAGAAUCGGGAAAGGAAGAAGGUGGAGGAUGGAGCUUUGGUAGGGUUCUCUCCGGUCUCUUCUCCUCGGAUUUUUUGGAAAUCCCGAAAGAGAUCAUCAUCAGCUAGCUCGAUGAAUAUAGACAAGGUAACAGAAGAUACUGCUGAUGAAACACCCAACAAACAGGAAGAACCUCUGAUUGAAGAGAAGGCGCAGGACUCUACUGAAAGUUCUAUGAUCUCUGAGCGUCGAAAGGCCUUGUUUGAACCAUUAGAACCAAUAAUGAAUAUAAAUGGCCGACGACCAUCAGCUGAAUCCUUACUCCCUCCACCUGACUUUGACUCCACAAACUAUCCCAAAGGCUGGCUGAUUGGAAAGAAAAGAAAGCUAGUCAAUGUGGAUGUUGUUGAGAGCAUGCGGAGGAUUGCUGUGCAGGAAAUGAACAGAAAGGACAGGGAAAUUGAUGGCCUAAAUCAGCAAUUGGAAGAGGAUGCCCAAUGCCUAGAACAUCUGCAACUUCAACUUCUGCAAGAACGAAGCAAGCGUGCAGAGGUCGAGAGAGAAAAUGCAGUGCUACAAGAUCAGAUAUCUAUGUUGAUGAACAUGUUACAUGAUAACGAGUCCAUGGGAGAAGAAGGCCCAGAUGAAGGCUCAGAUGAACCAUAGUGGUGGUUUGUUCGGUCGUUUGUUUGUUUGUUUGUUUAUUCUUUUUGUAGAAAGUUUCUAAAAAGUUGAAAUCAACCAUUCAAAACAUAGGUUUUAUAUAUAUAAUUGCACAGGUUGGUACUGCUAGUGCAUUGGAGAUGAAUACUCUUUGUUUGUAAUUGUUCCAUUAGCAUAUAUUAUGAAGUACAUAUUAUAGCAA
Quercus lobata is the source of this 961-nucleotide messenger RNA. RefSeq names its product Snf1 kinase interactor-like protein. The transcript has 3 exons. Lineage: Eukaryota; Viridiplantae; Streptophyta; Magnoliopsida; Fagales; Fagaceae. Bases 100 to 762 code for a protein of 220 amino acids. The record is from RefSeq and is a predicted model, not a curated record. Gene Ontology annotation, biological process: regulation of flower development.